Messenger RNA from Rhincodon typus (whale shark), 934 nucleotides. It is a transcript of the gene mindy3, whose product is annotated as MINDY lysine 48 deubiquitinase 3. Gene Ontology annotation, biological process: protein K48-linked deubiquitination. Gene Ontology annotation, molecular function: K48-linked deubiquitinase activity; cysteine-type deubiquitinase activity. The record is from RefSeq and is a predicted model, not a curated record. The coding region runs from base 1 to 906 and encodes 301 amino acids. Lineage: Eukaryota; Metazoa; Chordata; Chondrichthyes; Orectolobiformes; Rhincodontidae. The transcript is spliced from 11 exons.
AUGGACUUAGGAGAGCAAGAAGGAGGAUUUGUUUUAAGUCAAUCAGAAUCUACAGCUUUGGAACAAUUUGAAGGAGGUCCUUGUGCAGUGAUUGCACCUGUUCAGGCAUAUCUUCUAAAGAAUUUCCUGUUCAAAUCUGACAAACCAAAUUGGCGAGAUUGUACAGACGAAGAGCAUAAGCAUCUUUUCUGCCUCACUCUGAGUGAAAUUCUAGAAACUGUUAGAUUAAGCAACACAACUCCCUUCUGUUUGGUAAUGUUGGCAAAAGAAAAAUCAACCGAGGAGCAUGGCAGUAUUUCUGAAAAUCAGCCAGAGUCCAGUCAGGGGAUUGAAGAGGAACAGCUCUCUGCCUUGGCUGCAGAGGAGCUUGGCUCUGAGAGAUUUCAUGCACUGAUUCAAAAACGUACAUAUGCAACUCUAACUGAACUGAGAGAGGCAAUUUUGGAACAGUAUUCAACUUGGAAGAAUCGAUUUGGAGUCCUGCUUUUUCUCUAUUCUGUAAUUUUAACAAAGGGCAUUGCAAAUAUUAGAAAUGAAAUUGAAGAUGCAGCUGAACCUCUAAUUGAUCCUGUAUAUGGUCAUGGAAGCCAAAGCCUGAUCAAUUUACUGUUGACUGGAUAUGCAGUUCUGAAUGUAUGGGAUGGUGACAGAGAGUGUUCUGGAAUGAAACUCCAUGGAAUAAGAAAUCAAUCUACUGUAGGUUUUCUGACAUUAAUGGAAUCUUUACGCUAUUGCAAGGUUGGAGCAUUCCUGAAGUCUCCUAAAUUUCCUGUUUGGAUACUUGGCAGUGAAACUCAUCUAACUGUAUUCUUUGCAAAGGAAAUGUCCUUAGUUGCUCCAGAAUCUCCUUGGGAACAGGCAAGAAGAGUAUUCCAAACAUAUGAUCCUGAAGGUAAAAUUGUUUAACUUUUGUUAUAUUUCUUGUAAAUGUCCG